Messenger RNA from Labeo rohita (rohu), 3417 nucleotides. RefSeq names its product C-type lectin domain family 4 member E-like. The transcript is spliced from 10 exons. The record is from RefSeq and is a predicted model, not a curated record. Lineage: Eukaryota; Metazoa; Chordata; Actinopteri; Cypriniformes; Cyprinidae. Bases 54 to 755 code for a protein of 233 amino acids.
UACCAAGUUCAAUCAGAGCAGUUCUCUAUCUGAAAAUCAGCAGUAGACACAAAAUGUCUGAAAAUAUUUAUAUAAAUACUCUCCCACGACAUAAUUUAGGAUCAGCUGGGAAAGAUCAAGAUAAGAAGUGUGUCAGCAAUAAGAGAAAAGGUGUCUAUACGGUGGUCCUUCUCUCUGUUCUCCUCUUCCUGUCUCUCCUAGCUACUGCAGUGUUGGCUUACUUGUAUUACACCAGUAACACAAAUCAGCUGAUAGGAUGUAAGCCAGUGACAAACAGCUCAAAUCUAGACUAUUACACAACCGCAGGAGUCAACAAGCCAUUACUUCCCUGUUCUUAUAAAGGUUUGCCAGAGAAGUGGGUUCAAGACAAGGGCAGAUUCUAUGUUUUCUCCAAUUAUACCAUGGACUGGAUCAGCAGCAGACAACGCUGUCAGGAUCUGGGUGGAGACCUGGUCAUCAUCAACAGCAGUGAGGAGCAGGAAUUUCUUGCUCAGAAAAUAGUCACUUUUAAUGCAAUGGCGCUACACUGGAUUGGUCUGACUGACCAGCAGACUGAAGGUGUGUGGCUUUGGGUGGACAACACCACCCUAAACAACAACAUCUCAUGGUGGAUCUUCCCUCCUGAUGAUAAUGAUAUACAAGAUCCAAUGGGUGAAGACUGUGCGGUAAUAAAUGGACAGUUAAGAGGAGAAAAAUGGGGAGAUAUUUCUUGCUUGAAAAUGCAAAGAAGCAUUUGUGAGGUUCCGUGUUCUUGAUCAGUACUACAGCACCUACACUCUUAAGUUUCAGAAGGAGGUUCUUUUAAUACUUCAUGACUCAAUAUCACUGUUAUAUGUUAUAUUAUUAUAUACAAUAAAGUGUAGAAAUCUGUGUAGCUCUUUAUGAAGACUAGAUUAAAAUUUUAUUUUAUUUAUUGUAGAUUUUAUUUUGCUAUUAUUGUUAGUAGUGACAGAGACAGUUGAGGAGGUGGAUGGUAGGUGCUCUAUUAUUACUGUAAAUUACUGUCUUCUGCCCCCUGGUGGAAUAUUCAUGCUUUUUAAAGGAACAGUUCAUCCCAAAAAUAAUAAUAAAAAAAUAUAUAUAAAUAAAAUAAAAAAUAGCUGAAAUUUUUGUCACACUAAGGCCAUCCAAGUUGCAGAUGUUCAUUUGCUCACCAGUGCAUAGACUGACUGAUUGAUGUGUUGGUGUUGAAUGUACAGAAGAGAUCAAAAUUAGAGAAUAACCUAUAUUUUUUCUAAAUUUAAAGGUCACUGCUUAGUCCUAUUUGAAGUUAUCCUAACAGAAGUAGAAGGGCAGUUUUUUAGACUCUCAAUAGGGAAUCGGUUCAACACCGCAGCUGGAAUUGCUUGCCAGUUGAGUGCUGAAAAGGGUAAGGAUCUGUCUCAGCAUGUUUAAGGGAAGUCGGACUGAAAGUGCACUCUGCAGUGACCAAGCCUCUCAUCAGGAGAAAGAAUCAAAAGGCUAGACUAACCUUUGCUGAGGAACAUGUUGUGCAGAGAGAGGACUGGUCCAAAGUUCACUUUACUGAUGAGAGCCAGUUUAGUUUAUUUGGGUCUGAUGGGAAACUUUUUGUUUAGCAUCAGUCUGAGGAAAUACUGAAGCCUAAGUGUGUAAGGAAAGAAAGUUUUUUUCUGAAGCAGUUCCUUCCCUGCAAGCAUCUCCCAAUCAGCCUGCCCUCAUGCCCUCAUCACACUGCAAAGCAGGUAAAUCAGUUCCUUGAAGUUGAGUCCUGAUCGAAAGAUUGAAAAUCUCUGGAGAAUCAUUGGCGACAAUGUUAUGGCUAAGAAACCCACUACAGUUACCAAACUAUGGAAGAGAGUUGAAAAAGAGCAGACCAAUAUCCCACCAGCGCAGGGUGAGAAACUAGUGAUGACUUGCGGCCACAGAUGUGGUGAAAUCAUUCAAAGCAUGGGCCUCUACACUUCCUACUCAUUUCUGAGAGCCGUAACCCAACCAAGAUUUCAUCUGUAAUCUUCUUUCAUGCUACAAUGGUUACUGUUCUCUAAUUUUGGUCACUUUUCCAGUUUUUUGAUGAAAUUCUCUGGUUAUUUUGUCAAACAUACCACUAUUAGUAGAACAGUGGUAUACCCACAGCUAAUAUUCCUUCACAAAUUCCUUCUAAUAUUCCUUCAUUUUGAGCAAUGAAAACUAACAAUAUUUCAUAAAAAAUAAAGUGCUAAUAGUUCUCUGAUUUUGACCUCCACCUUGUACAUUGUUUUAAUAGCAUGUAUGUAUAAAGGUCUGUGUUUGCUGCUGCUUUAUCUAUUUGUGUGAACUGUGAACAGCAAGAGGCCCACCCUCUGUUUCAGUAUGAGAGUAACCAAAAAGAAAAAAGCCAUGUUUCUUUUCAGUGUGAUAGACUGCCAUCAGUAUUGAAUUACAGUAGGAUCAAAGUUAAAUUAGAGCAACAUUUCAGCAAUUAGAUUAAAGCAUAAACAGCCUUCAAGCAGUAUUGACCACAGAUAAAAAUGUAUCAUUCAUUGUUUAAGAUGAUGCCCCUAACAGCUAAUAAACAACUUACAGGAAAUGACGACAGGAAAUAUCACGACUAAAGUAGUUAAACCCCUUCAGCCUGAAUGCUUCACCAGAUCUUCCCUUCAUUUCUCACAUAUUUGCAAAAGAUGCCUGCACCUAUUUAUUCCAACACCAUUCCAAGAUCCACCUCAAAGUCAGCACAUAAGGGUCAAAAUAGUAAUUGUUUAGUUGAUAAGAGAGAAGCUAUCGGUUUGGUGGUUUUUCUCUCGGUGCUCCUCUUCCUGUCUCUGCUGGCUAAUGCGGUGUUGACUUACCUGUAUUAUAGCAAUGGUCUGGACUGGGUAAUAAGUUGUGAACCAGUAAGAAACUGUUCAGAUCGAGGUAGACAAAUUCCUUAUCGUUCUCAUUUACAUGACAAUACAGAUACACAAUGUUUAUUUAUAAUUUAUUUAUAAUUUUGUUUAUUUCUAUGCUAGACUUUGGCCACAUUGCUCAAAUCAAACAGUUUUUUCACAAGGAUAUGGAAAACAGAUCUGUAGCACAUCACUGUCCCAAAAAAAGCAAGUCAAUUUUUUUUUCAUGUUAGUUUAAACAAGAGCACAUAUUAGAAACGUUAGAAGUUAUGUCUCAUGUGACACACAACAGUUUUGUACAGCACAAUCAUAUUAAACAUUCAGAAAUUUUCAUGUAAGAUCUCCCAGAGAAGUGGGUCCAGAAAAAUGGCAGAUUCUAUGUUUUCUCCACCGAUACAAAGGACUGGAACAGCAGCAGACAACGCUGUCAGGAUCUGGGUGGAGACCUGCUUGUUAUCAACAGCACUGAUGAGCAGAGAUAUCUUGCGGAGCAAAUACACGCUAUUGGGGCACAAACAUUAUAUUGGAUUGGUCUGACUGAUAGUCACACGGAAGGUGUAUGGCUGUGGGUGGAUGGGACAAAGAAUCA